This is a messenger RNA of Armigeres subalbatus, 2487 nucleotides long. RefSeq names its product proton-coupled amino acid transporter-like protein pathetic (gene path). The coding region runs from base 323 to 1714 and encodes 463 amino acids. The record is from RefSeq and is a predicted model, not a curated record. Gene Ontology annotation, molecular function: L-amino acid transmembrane transporter activity. The transcript has 8 exons. Gene Ontology annotation, biological process: amino acid transmembrane transport. NCBI's taxonomy places the organism in Eukaryota, Metazoa, Arthropoda, Insecta, Diptera, Culicidae.
AUAGAGAGCGAGCUUGCUGUGGCAGUCUUACUUUUACUCUUGCAUCAGACGGUUGCUUCCCGGUUUAACUGGGAAGGAACCUCAUUGCCUUCUUAGUGAGUCAAUAAUUUUCCUCGGGCACUAAUUGGGUUAUCUCAUUGAACAAGAAAAGGAGUUCCGUCGACCAGUGCGCCAAUUCUAAUCUCCUUUCCAAGUUACAUAUCAGAUUUACGACUCGUGAAAUCCCUUAACUAAUUACGUCAGCCAGACCAACAGACAGCAAUAUCUGUAUAUAAACUCUACCGUUAAGGCCGAUAGAAGCAAUACGCCGAAUCAAUUAAAAAUGGUUAACGAAUAUACCGGGCCGCCGGCUCAAGAGCUGGAAACAUUUUUACCCAAAGACGCGAAAAACGGAACAUCAAAAUACAAGAUCACUCCGGCCAAAACUGAUGUUGAAACUGCCUUGGUAGCCUUUGAUCCGUUCAAAGAAAGAAAAUGUGAACAUCCAACAACUGAUGGUGAAACAUUAACGCAUUUGCUGAAGGCGUCAUUGGGAACUGGAAUUUUGGCUAUGCCAAUAGCAUUCAGUUAUGCUGGUCUUGUAGGAGGUAUUCUCGCUACCAUUCUAACAGCAAUAGUUUGCACACAUUGUGCUUACGUACUGGUCAAAUGCGCACACACAAUGUACCACAGAACGAGAAAAACAGCGAUGUCUUUUGCGGAAGUAGCAGAGGUUGCACUGGAAAAUGGACCACAAUGGGGUCGCAAACUCGGACCGUUCAUUCGUUCUUGUAUCACAUAUGGCCUUUUCAUCACCUACUUCGGAACAUGUUCUGUGUAUACCGUCAUUAUUGCUACAAACUUUGAACAAGUCAUCGAACAUUACACAGGAACUGAUAUGAACUUGCGCGUCAUGAUUGCAUUUUUACUUGUUCCGUUGAUUCUACUCUCAUGGAUUCCUAACUUAAAAUACCUAGCACCGGUAUCGAUGAUUGCCAAUGUGUUCAUGUGUGCAGGUUUGGGAAUUACGUUCUACUAUUUGGUUACGGAUAUGCCAGCUUUAUCCGAACGACCAAUGUAUAUAUCGGUAUUAAGUUGGCCUUCUUUCUUCGCAAUUGUUAUUUUUGCUAUGGAGGCUAUUGGAGUUGUGAUGCCUUUAGAAAAUCAAAUGAAAACCCCACAAAACUUCAUCGGACUGUGUGGAGUAUUGAAUCAAGGAAUGGGUGGUGUUACUUUGAUCUACAUUCUCUUGGGAUUCCUGGGAUACGUACGUUACGGAGAUGCUGCUCAAGGAAGUAUAACCCUUAACCUUCCGGUCGAAGAAAUCCCUGCUCAAGCCGUAAAAAUCCUCAUUGCACUUGCUGUAUAUUGCACAUUUGGACUGCAGUUCUACGUGUGCCUGGAUAUUGCAUGGGUCGGUAUCAAAGAUAAAUUCCAGAAAAGACCUUUGUUGGUCAACUAUACAAUGAGGACUAUCCUUGUAACAGCAUCUGUACUGCUUGCCGUUGCUGUACCAACAAUUGGACCAUUUAUUGGACUGAUUGGAGCUUUCUGUUUCUCAAUUCUUGGUCUGCUCAUACCGAUUUUGAUCGAAAUCGUAACAUACUGGGAUCAAGGAUUCGGCAAAUUCAACUGGAUUAUUUGGAAGAAUGUAGUCGUAUGCUUUUUUGGCGUCAUUGCCUUGGUGUUUGGGUCGAAAAGCUCAAUCGAAGACAUCCUCAAACUAUACUUUUAAUACAAUCGUUAAAUUUCUUUCAACAAUAUGAGGCACAAAAAACGUCCAAAAACGAUUGUACUAUUGCUUAUCUGUACUUAUGUAUGCAAGACUUUAUUGAUAGAAUAAGCGAUAGGACAAACACACCUCAAAUCUAUCUCUUGAUUAGUACGAACAUUAGCAGAGUUUUAUACCGAAGAUCUUUGGAAACCUGUUGUGCAUUAUGCAAUUGUGAUACAUUUCGAGGAAAGUGCCUGUUUUAAUUCAUAGUGCAAGUUUUUUAAAAACUGCCCAAAAUGAAAAAGGUACCUCUUAAUCAUAGAAAAAUCACUAAAUUUCAAACUUUCUUGAAAUUCAAACCACAAAUCAACAUUGACAUUUGUCGGCAGCACUAAAUGGCAAUUAAAAAAAAACAGAUAUAUUGAACACAAGUUAUGGCUAAAUUGGAAAUAUUCUUUUUAUAAAAGAAAUGAUCAAGUUUCUAUAAAACGCCAGUCUUCAGCAAUCUACUACCUAACUACAUACUCAUUGUAUGUAACAUAAUGAUAUACCUAAAGCAAAUUGGAAUUGUAUUAUUUACUCUCCUAAAGUAGCACUGUAAUCAUCUAGAAUCUUUAUUUAAUUUUGCAAAUCGUUUGUUUACAAAAAAGACCCGCUGAAAUUCAGUAAACAAUUUGAAAAUAAAAACUCAUACCAUUAGUACUUAGAAUUAUCCGAUUUUCCCUUUCUAACAUUAAGUCGGAAAAUAUAUAUAAGUCAAACGUAUUUUAAUACAUUUCUUUAGUAAUAUUUUA